Salvelinus sp. IW2-2015 is the source of this 796-nucleotide messenger RNA. RefSeq names its product trichohyalin. The record is from RefSeq and is a predicted model, not a curated record. NCBI's taxonomy places the organism in Eukaryota, Metazoa, Chordata, Actinopteri, Salmoniformes, Salmonidae.
GGAGAGAGGAAGGGAUGAAAAACGACUGGAAGAGCUGUCUGUGCAGCACGGUGCAGUGUGUGAGGAGUUGAGAGGUCUACAGGCAGAGCUGUGCCAAGCGACAGAGCAGCAGAGGAGGGCAGAGAGAGAGACCGAGGAACUACUAAGAGAGAACCAGGAUGUGGCGGGGAAUGUCCUCUCACUGGAGAGAGAGAGAGACCAGCUAGGAGAGGACAUAGAGGAACUCAGGGUCCUGACGGUGUCCCAGCAGCACCAGUUAACCCAGGCCCAACAGCAGGUCUCAGGGCUGGAGGUACAGAGUAGGCAGCUACAUCUCCAGGUCACCACUCUGCUCCAGACCAAGGAUGUGAUGCAGGGGGAGGUCCAGUGUCUGAGGGGAGAGAUGGAGAGAGGGAGGAGCCAGACAGAGAAGAAGAAACAGGAGGAGCGAGAGGAGAGGGAGGUCUGGCAGGCUGACCUGGAAAGGCUGCAGUUACUGGUAGAUCAGACAACAGAGAAAAGGACGAGAGAAGAGGAGGAACGGAGAGAAGAGAGGGAAGGAUGGCAGCGAGAGAGGAUGGCGUUGAGCUCCGAGCUGGGGCACAGAGAUGGAGAGGUGGUGGCGAUGAAGAGCAGGAUGGAGGGAUUGGAGAAGGAGAAGGAGGAGAUGUUGUGUCUGUUGGAGGAGAGAGAUACAGAGCUGGAGAGACUAACCGCAGAACACAAGAGCCACCAACANAACACAGAGAGAGAAAACUGAAGGACGAGGGGGAGAGAUGGAGAGAGAGAGCAGAGGAGGGAGAGAGAUGGAGGGAGA